Messenger RNA from Acomys russatus (golden spiny mouse), 3871 nucleotides. It is a transcript of the gene Ampd3, whose product is annotated as adenosine monophosphate deaminase 3. The coding region runs from base 133 to 2433 and encodes 766 amino acids. The record is from RefSeq and is a predicted model, not a curated record. Gene Ontology annotation, molecular function: AMP deaminase activity. The transcript is spliced from 15 exons. Gene Ontology annotation, biological process: IMP salvage; AMP metabolic process. Gene Ontology annotation, cellular component: cytosol. NCBI's taxonomy places the organism in Eukaryota, Metazoa, Chordata, Mammalia, Rodentia, Muridae.
GGCCCCGCGGAGCCCGGGUGGAGCCGGGCUCGCUUCCGGCCGAGGACAAGGCGGCCACCGCGCCCCGGUGCAUAGGUUUCCUGCUGGCAGCGCGGCCCAGCGCCUCGGGUAGCUGCGGGUCCUCCAGCUGAGAUGCCUCGCCAAUUCCCCAAGUUGAACAUGUCCGAUUUGGACGAGCAUGUCCGGCUGUUGGCGGAGAAGGUGUUCGCUAAAGUUCUUCGAGAAGAGGACAGUAAAGAUGUCAUGUCCCUGUUCACUGUCCCUGAGGACUGUCCCAUCGGGCAGAAGGAAGCCAAGGAGAGGGAGCUACAGAAGGAGCUGGCGGAGCAGAAGUCUGUGGAAACAGCAAAGAGAAAGAAGAGUUUCAAGAUGAUCCGGUCACAGUCUCUGUCGCUGCAGAUGCCAACACAACCAGACUGGAAGGGCCCUCCAACUGUCAGUCCGGCCAUGUCUCCUGCAAGCCCUCUGGUCCCUGGAGCCACUUCCAAGCCUGGGCCAGUAUCCUAUGCCAUGCCUGAAUAUCAGCGGGUCACCAUCAGUGGAGAUUACUGUGCCGGGAUCACUGUGGAAGACUAUGAACAGGCUGCCAAGAGCCUGGCCAAAGCCCUCAAGAUCCGGGAGAAGUACGCACGGCUCGCCUACCACCGUUUCCCGCGUACCACAGCGCAGUGCCUGGCUCCUCAGGGAGAGAGUGUACCUUUGGAAGAAGGCCUUCCAGAUUUCCAUCCUCCCCCACUGCCCGAGGAAGACCCUUAUUGCUUGGAUGAUGCGCCCCCCAACCUGGGCUACCUGGUCCGCAUGCAGGGAGGCGUGCUCUUUGUGUAUGACAACCAGACGAUGCUGGAACGCCAGGAGCCCCACAGCCUGCCCUACCCUGACCUGGAGACCUACAUUGUGGACAUGAGCCAUAUUCUGGCACUCAUCACCGAUGGCCCCACGAAAACCUAUUGUCACCGGCGGCUGAACUUUCUGGAAUCCAAGUUUAGCCUUCAUGAGAUGUUAAAUGAAAUGUCGGAGUUCAAGGAGUUGAAGAGUAACCCCCACAGAGACUUCUAUAACGUGAGGAAGGUGGACACGCAUAUCCAUGCAGCGGCCUGCAUGAAUCAGAAGCACCUGCUGCGCUUCAUCAAGCACACGUAUCAGACAGAGCCGGACAGAACCGUGGCCGAGAAGCUAGGUCGGAAGAUCACCCUGCGGCAGGUGUUCGACAGCCUGCACAUGGACCCCUACGACCUCACCGUGGACUCGCUGGAUGUCCAUGCGGGCCGGCAGACAUUCCACCGCUUUGACAAGUUCAACUCCAAGUACAACCCCGUGGGGGCCAGUGAGCUUCGGGACCUGUAUUUGAAAACUGAAAACUACCUGGGAGGAGAGUACUUUGCUCGCAUGGUCAAGGAGGUGGCCCGGGAGCUGGAGGACAGCAAGUACCAGUACUCAGAACCGCGCCUCUCCAUCUAUGGUCGGAGUCCUAACGAGUGGUCUAGCCUGGCCCGCUGGUUCAUUCAGAAUAAGGUCUAUUCACCCAACAUGCGUUGGAUCAUCCAGGUGCCCCGGAUCUAUGACAUAUUUAGGUCAAAGAAAAUACUGCCAACCUUCGGGAAGAUGCUGGAAAACAUCUUCCUGCCCCUCUUCAAGGCUACCAUCAACCCCCAAGAUCACCGGGAGCUCCAUCUCUUCCUCAAAUACGUGACAGGCUUUGACAGUGUGGAUGAUGAGUCCAAGCACAGCGACCACAUGUUCUCGGACAGGAGCCCCAGCCCGGAGCUCUGGACCAGCGAGCAGAACCCUCCCUACAGCUACUACCUGUAUCAUAUGUACGCCAACAUUAUGGUGCUGAACAACCUCCGCAGGGAGCGAGGCCUAAGCACCUUCCUGUUCCGGCCUCACUGUGGGGAGGCAGGCUCCAUCACCCACCUCGUGUCUGCUUUCCUAACUGCAGACAACAUUUCCCACGGGCUGCUCCUCAAGAAGAGCCCUGUACUGCAGUAUCUCUACUACCUUGCGCAGAUCCCCAUUGCCAUGUCUCCUCUCAGCAACAACAGCCUGUUUCUGGAAUAUUCCAAGAACCCGCUUCGUGAAUUCCUGCACAAGGGACUUCAUGUCUCUCUCUCCACCGAUGAUCCCAUGCAGUUCCACUACACUAAGGAGGCACUCAUGGAGGAGUACGCCAUCGCAGCCCAAGUGUGGAAGCUGAGCACAUGCGACUUGUGUGAGAUCGCCAGGAACAGUGUUCUGCAGAGCGGCCUCUCACAUCAGGAAAAGCAGAAGUUUUUGGGACAGAAUUAUUACAAAGAAGGACCAGAGGGCAAUGAUAUCCGAAAGACAAAUGUUGCGCAGAUCCGGAUGGCAUUCCGCUAUGAGACCCUGUGCAAUGAGCUCAGCUUUCUCUCCGAUGCCUUGAAGUCAGAGGAGAUCACAGCCCUGACCAAAUAGGUCCAGCGCUCCACACGCUUUCACUUUUUGGUUUAACUUCAGGUCUGCUGGGGCUAAUGGUGGCCAAGCUCGCAAACUAGGUUUUCAUCUGUGAUGAGGACGCCUCUGAAGAAAUCUCAAACUCCUGAUUUUGACUGCACUUUAAGGACACACCCACUUCGUUAGCAUUUCUGAGCCAGAGGCUGGCUACCUCCCAUAAGGGGUCUUGAAGCUGGCACUUGUGUACACUUGUUCCUGAUUUUCCAUGUCUCUUGUAAUUGCUAGUGCUUAUAUGGUCGGGCCUGGGACAUUGCAAGGCCGAAUGCAAGAACUACAAAGGCCUGUGUGGUGUGCGUCACAGUCUUCUCAGCAGGCCCUGUGGGGGUAGUUCUCAUUUUUGUACCUGGCUGGCUGUCUGCCUUAAACCCCCUUCAAGCUCCCUUUCAUAAAGAGACUACUUUGAGAGAAAACAUGAGGCUCCCCUUUGACAAUGUGUGAUUUUAAAAAAUUAAUUUCUUACCCUGGUUAGCACCCUCCUCUUUUUUAGUUAGGGCCAUCCCUGCUGUUGUGUUAUUUUCCUCACCCAGGACUCAAUAAGUCUUCCCAGAUAGUCUGUGAAUCCGUCUCAUGCACCAGUCCAGGGCUGGGAAGAUGCAGAGCGAGGCUCUCAGGCUGUUGUCUUAGUUUCCUUUAGUGGAGGCCUUUGAAAAGCACAGGCCCUCUGUUCCUGUUGGCUCUAAUAUCCUAUGAGUUAGUUGUUACCACCUUGCCCUAGGAGUCAGAGCAGGGACUCCUGUGGGCAGUGCAAUGUGUUUAAGGACAGACUAGAAUCAGGUUCCCAAUCUAGUCUUUCCCCCACGCUUCCUUGAGGCUUCACAGAUUUUAGAUUUUUUUUUUUUCAACAAAAUCACUUUAAUGCAGUGCAUUUUAUUUUAAAGCACAGAUUUCUUCAGAAGCUAUCACAGUCCCAGAGACCAUGUAGAAAGUUUUUAAGAUUAAUGUGGCGUUAGCUUUAUCAAAUUACUCAUCUUUGUUACUAGUGCCUAGAACACAGUAGGUGCUCAAUAAAUACAUAUGAAAUAAUGACUUUCUCUUUUGACAUCUGUAUGUGCAGAAUACUCAACAAUGUGCAAAGAUCUUCCUAUCUAUUCACAAAGCAGGAAGGCUUUCUGAAUCACAGUUAGGUUGAGCCUAAACGUACCUUGAAGAUGCUCACUUAGUUCUAGAUUAUUUCAUCCUGUGACUCUGUCAUCUUUCUGGUGGUCAGCAUAGCGUAUGGAACCAUGUCAUUGUUUACUAGGCAAAUAUACAUACUGUCUUACAUGGUUGAUUAUGAAAUUGAGCAAAAACCUGCUGUUAUGAGGGAUUAUUUUUGAAAAGCCUCCAUUUGUAUACCUUUGCCCAAGCAUAGCACGUAUUGUACAGUUUUUCAUUGUUAUCAAAUACUUUUUUUUAUAAA